This is a messenger RNA of Lampris incognitus (smalleye Pacific opah), 1176 nucleotides long. RefSeq names its product forkhead box G1c (gene foxg1c). The record is from RefSeq and is a predicted model, not a curated record. Gene Ontology annotation, molecular function: DNA-binding transcription factor activity; sequence-specific double-stranded DNA binding. The transcript has a single exon. NCBI's taxonomy places the organism in Eukaryota, Metazoa, Chordata, Actinopteri, Lampriformes, Lampridae. Gene Ontology annotation, cellular component: nucleus. Bases 1 to 1176 code for a protein of 391 amino acids. Gene Ontology annotation, biological process: regulation of transcription by RNA polymerase II.
AUGGAGGAUUUGAAAAACCCUGUCCGACUUUUUCACAAGUCCUCGUUCAGCAUCAGCAGCCUGCUGCUGCGGCGAGAGGGAGCAGCGCCACGGAGCGCAGUGCGCGGGGUCCCGUCCCUGAAGCAACGUUGCCAGGACGCAGCCAAGCCCAGAGCUCGUAGUCUGGAGCAAAGCUGCUUUGCCAAGGAGGAAAACUGCAACAGCCCAAAAGAAUGCGUCGAGGGAGCGGUAAAGCCCGUAAUCGCAAACAGGAAACGAAAAGGAGACGCGAGAGAAUCGAACAAAGUUGGUGGAGCGGAAGAGAAGGUUAAACCAGAGAAACCCCCGUUCAGUUACAACGCGCUCAUCAUGAUGGCCAUUCGCCAGAGCCCCGAGCGACGACUCACGCUCAACGGCAUCUACGAGUUUAUCAUGGGCAACUUCCCGUACUACCGAGAGAACCGACAGGGCUGGCAAAACUCAAUCAGACACAACCUGAGUCUGAACAAGUGUUUCGUUAAAGUGCCGCGGCACUACGACGACCCGGGCAAAGGCAACUACUGGAUGCUGGACCCAUCGAGCGACGACGUCUUCAUAGGUGGCACAUCCGGCAAACUGAGGCGCCGGUCCGCAGCGGGCUCAAGGGCCAAACUCGGCCUGAAACGCGGCGGGCCCAUGCCGCCCGGCACCGCGGCGAGCUUCACCUUCGCCGCGGGUUCGUUUUACUGGCCGGUGCCGUCGCUCCUCUCGCUGCAGCCGCAGCAGGUUCGCUCGCAUCCUGGCCCCGGAUCGUCGUGUCUCGGUCCGCACCGGCACUUAAACUCUGCGACGUCGGUGGUCUCCCAGAGGUCAUCGCGACACCACCACAUAAGCGCAACGACCGUCGCCGAAGCUGACCGGUUCGUCCUGGCGGACCAGGAGGAGUCUUACUUUGGGAUUAGUUGUGCGCAGACCCGCGGGGCGGCCGUGCCCUGCGCGCUGUCCCUGUUCAACCCGUGUUCCAUCAGCGUGCUCUCCGGACAGCCCAGUUACUUGUACUCUCAGAUGCCCUGUUCAGCAACUUUUAACCCACAUGAGGGUCCCGGAAGCUUUCUAUCCAAGAGUGGGCAGUCAGACAUCGGGGCUACCUACAUCCAGAUACCCAAUUACUUGCCCCAGCUGGGCGCUGGUCCGCUGUCCUGGAAUGCUGCACAGUAG